AUGCAGUCUGUUUGGAGAAUCCCUAAUCUCUUCUCCGGUACGAAUCCGCUGGUGUCUACUCCUGGUGAACCCCCGCCGUCCCUUCCUCCAGACCCUCCUGACCCAUCCUCUCCCUUGACCACCGGAAACUUCCCCUCUUUAUCUGAAGCCCUUUCUAAAACUGCUUUUACUGGUUCCCGUAAAGAUAUCAGAAAGACUGCUCUUCACUCCUCAACUAUUGCUUCUGCUGUAGAGAAGAAGCAAGAAACAACUAACUGCUCCGACAUUAUCCCAAUGGAAAUGGAGCAACAAAACUUAACCCCACCUACUGGUUACAUCAAACAACUAUAG
Messenger RNA from Eruca vesicaria subsp. sativa (arugula), 330 nucleotides. NCBI's taxonomy places the organism in Eukaryota, Viridiplantae, Streptophyta, Magnoliopsida, Brassicales, Brassicaceae. The record is from the annotation of a GenBank genome assembly.